UUUUCAAAGACAAAUCCAAAUCAAGAUUGGCGACCGUCACCUUCAUACAAACGCUUCUGUUUUCUUCUUUCUCUUCCCAGUUUCGAGUACAGGGAAAACACAACCAGCAACAUCUUUAGUGGUCAUUGCUUUGCUCUUUCGAAUUCAAGCUCUGUAAUUGUCCAAAAACAACAAUGACUGGGAAUUUAACAACAGGUGGAGGUGAAGAUCUUCUCGGAGAUACGAAUGGGAGGUCUGCAAACAACAAUUCGCUAGUUGUUUCCUUUGGUGAAUUUCUGAUCGAUUUUGUACCGACAGUCGGAGGGGUUUCUCUGGCUGAAGCACCUGCUUUCAAGAAGGCUCCUGGUGGUGCUCCAGCUAAUGUGGCCGUUUGCGUAUCUAGAUUAGGAGGAACAUCAGCUUUCAUAGGCAAGGUUGGAGAUGAUGAAUUUGGCCACAUGUUAGCUAACAUUUUGAAAGAAAACAAUGUGGACAAUUCCGGCAUGCGGUUUGACCAUAGUGCAAGAACUGCAUUGGCAUUCGUUACGCUCAGAGCCGACGGAGAACGAGAAUUCUUGUUUUUCCGUCACCCAAGCGCUGAUAUGCGACUUCAUGAAUCAGAACUCGAUAUAAACCUCAUCAAGCAGGCGAAGAUCUUUCAUUUUGGUUCGAUUAGUUUGAUCGAGGAACCAUGCAAGUCGGCUCAACUUGCAGCAAUGAACAUUGCCAAGAAGUCCGGUAGCAUCCUCUCUUAUGAUCCAAAUUUAAGAUUGCCACUGUGGCUAUCAGCAGAGGCUGCUCGUAAAGGAAUAAUGAGCAUAUGGGAUCAAGCAGACCUUAUUAAGGUAAGUGAGGAUGAGAUUACCUUCUUAACCGAAGGUGGCGACCCCUACGAUGAUAACUUGGUGACAAAGAAACUCUUUCAUCCUAAUCUUAAGCUUUUAAUCGUAACCGAGGGGCCAGCAGGUUGUAGAUAUUACACCAAGACUUUCAAGGGGAGGGUUCCCGGCAUCAAAGUUAAACCUGUUGACACUACGGGUGCUGGCGAUGCUUUUGUUGGGGGCUUACUGAGCAGCCUAGCUUCUGAUUUAAAUCUGUUUGAGGACGAAAAGCGGUUAAGAGAAGCCUUAGCUUUUGCAAAUGCCUGUGGAGCCCUGACGGUAACAGAGCGAGGUGCGAUUCCCGCUCUGCCCACAAAACAGGCAGUUUGUGAUGCCUUAACCAAACAUCAUGCAUAGUAGAAACGAAAGGAGAUGAUACUAAUUGAUAUACUUUGUUCUCGCCAUUAAACUCUUUGUAGUUCUGAGCAUGAGUUGCUUCUCAUGGAACAAUUUGAUGUGAUUUUGGCCAGUUUUGUUACCCAGAAAGUGUUGUAUAAGUUCGAAUGUAACAAUAAAAAUUAACGGUGUUUUUCUUU
Messenger RNA from Hibiscus syriacus, 1396 nucleotides. RefSeq names its product probable fructokinase-7. The transcript has 7 exons. Gene Ontology annotation, molecular function: fructokinase activity. Gene Ontology annotation, cellular component: cytosol. Lineage: Eukaryota; Viridiplantae; Streptophyta; Magnoliopsida; Malvales; Malvaceae. Bases 174 to 1217 code for a protein of 347 amino acids. The record is from RefSeq and is a predicted model, not a curated record. Gene Ontology annotation, biological process: fructose metabolic process.